GCCUGCGCGUCGCGGGCGGGGCCUCUGGGGCGGAGCGGCCACCAUCUUGGAACGGGAGGCGGAGCAGAGCUGACUGGGAGCGACCGAGCGGGCUACCGCCGCCGCCAUGAACCCCGAAUAUGACUACCUGUUUAAGCUGCUUUUGAUUGGUGACUCGGGCGUGGGCAAGUCAUGCCUGCUCCUGCGAUUUGCUGAUGACACAUACACAGAGAGCUACAUCAGCACCAUCGGGGUGGACUUUAAGAUCCGAACCAUUGAGCUGGAUGGCAAAACAAUAAAACUUCAGAUCUGGGACACAGCUGGUCAGGAGCGAUUCCGGACCAUCACAUCCAGCUACUACCGGGGGGCUCAUGGCAUCAUUGUGGUAUAUGAUGUCACCGACCAGGAAUCCUAUGCUAACGUGAAGCAGUGGCUGCAGGAGAUUGACCGCUACGCCAGCGAGAACGUCAAUAAGCUCCUGGUGGGCAACAAAAGCGACCUGACCACCAAGAAGGUGGUGGAUAACACCACAGCCAAGGAGUUUGCAGACUCUCUGGGCAUCCCCUUCCUGGAGACGAGUGCCAAGAACGCUACCAACGUAGAACAGGCGUUCAUGACUAUGGCUGCUGAGAUCAAAAAGCGAAUGGGGCCUGGGGCAGCCUCAGGGGGCGAACGACCCAACCUCAAGAUCGACAGCACCCCUGUGAAGCCGGCUGGUGGUGGCUGUUGCUAGGAGGGGUACAUGGGGUGGGACAGGAGGGGGCACCUUCUCCAGAUGAUGCCCCUGGAGGGGCAGGAGAUGCCUCCCAUUCCCUCUCCUGGGGCAUUUGAGUCUGUGGCUUUGGGGUGUCCUGGGCUCCCCAUCUCCCUCUGGCCCAUCUGCCUGCUGCCCUGAGCCCCCGUUUUGUCAGGGCCCCCAAGGGAGGACAUCCAGGACCUGUGGCUGGGGUAAGGCAGGGACUUGCUCUGCUGCUGCCUCUAGUAACUUUAAAGAUGCCCCACCACAUACCUUUCUUUGGAACGAGGGCUUCUCUGUCUGUCUGCCUCCCAGCUCCCGUGUAUGCUGCACUGGGUUUCUCUCUUUCCUCUUCUUCCUUCUCUCCCGGCUUUCCAAGAGCUGAGGGACUCCCUGGCCUCCGCUGCCCCUGGCUACAGUUAAUGCCUGGGACCAGGAGUGUGGCCAUGGGAUCCAGGACCUGGGAUCCAGGGUCCUGGGCCGGACCUCAGGAUGGGCAUGGGGGCCACAGGUAUAGCAGCCCACCCUUUCCUCUCCCCUCUCUUCCCUCCCACCCCUCCCACACUAACAGCUCCAGCCGUCCAGCUGCGGUGGGGUCUGAGCACAUCUAGGCAGGUGGGCGGGCAGCUGCUCUGGGCCUGUGUCUUAAGCCCAGAGGGAGCCUGCUCCUGCCGCUCCCUGCCCUGCCAGAGCCAGGCCCAUGCGCUGCCUGCCCACCGUGCCCCUUUGUCCGCAUGGCAGGCGGAGGCGGAAGGCCCACCGUGCCAGUGGCCGGGCACCAGCCUUAACCCUCACUCUGCCAGCACUUCCUCCCUUUCCCUGAGGCAGCACAUCUGGCUUAUUCUCCCUUUCCAUCCCCUGGAGCCUAAGAGGGCAGAUCCUCAUUCCCUGCGGCUACUUCUCCUCUGGGGAAUGUGGGUGCACCCCAGGGCAGGGGGCCUCUCUGCUCACCCCUACCUCCACCCAGGAUCCUAGCCUCCUGCCCUCUGACACAGCUGCUUCCUGCAGAAAAACAAACAUUUGGUCUCUACCUAAGAAGCCAUGUCCCUUGUGCUGUCUCUUGCCUGUCCCACCUGUGCCCUGCCCUCCAGCUUGUAUUUAAGUCUCUGGGCUGCCCCUUGGGGUGCCCCUCACUCCCACGUUCCCCUCUGGUGUCAUGUCAGGCAUUUUGCAAGGAAAAGCCACUUGGGGAAAGAUGGAAAAGGAAAAAAAAAAAUCAAUAAAUUUCCACUGACCCUCUGGUGAGCUGAGGGUUUUUGCAAGGAA
This is a messenger RNA of Cynocephalus volans (Philippine flying lemur), 1981 nucleotides long. It is a transcript of the gene RAB1B, whose product is annotated as RAB1B, member RAS oncogene family. Bases 107 to 712 code for a protein of 201 amino acids. Gene Ontology annotation, biological process: vesicle-mediated transport. The transcript is spliced from 6 exons. The record is from RefSeq and is a predicted model, not a curated record. Gene Ontology annotation, molecular function: GTPase activity; GTP binding. Lineage: Eukaryota; Metazoa; Chordata; Mammalia; Dermoptera; Cynocephalidae.